UCAUCUCUGAGCCGGAGUCCACCCUCCACCACUGACACAAUGACCCACUCGUGCUGCUCCCCGCGCUGUCAGCCCACCUGCUGCAGGACCACCUGCUGUGAGUCCAGCUGCUGCCAGCCCUGCUGCCCCCCCACAUGCUGUCAAACCACCUGCUGCAGGACCACCUGCUGCAAACCUACCUGUGUGACCAGAUGCUGCCAGCCCACCUGUUGCAGCAAACCCUGCUGUCAGCCCACCUGCUGUGAGUCCAUCUGCUGCCAGCCCUCUUGCCCUCCAAUUUGCUAUCAAACUAGUGAAACCACCUCCUGUAGGACCACUUGCCACAAGCCUACUUGUGUGAGCACCUGCUGUCAGCCCACCUGCUGUGGGUCCAGCAGCUGUGGACAAACCUUCAGUGGGUCCAGCUGCGGCCAGCCUUGCUGCCAGGCGGUGUGCUGUGCCCCUGUGUACUGCCGCAGAAUCUGCUACCACCCCACGUGCUGCUGCCUGCCUGGGUGCCAAGCCCAGGAAUGUGGGUCCAGCUGCUGCCAGCCUUGCAGCCGCCCUGUCUGCUCUCAGACCACCUGCUAUAGGACCACCUCCUGCCACCCCAGCUGUGUGUCCAGCUGCUGCUGAUCUCUUUGCUAAAGAAUCACUGUCUCUCAAACCAACCUUCUCAUUACCUGAUUUGGCAUUCCAGAACAAAUUUUACUUCCAAAUGUUGCUACAGCCAAUGUUCUAUCACCAAAUUGUUGUUAUUAAUCUCCCUGGUUAAAAGGUUGAGAAUCAGCUUGGUAGACUGGGGAGGACUUCCCCUUGAUUCUCUUCCUCCUGUGUAUAUGAGUCAUGUUCCACGUUCCUGCGUCCUUGAUAUGGAGUGAUGGUCUCCACUUUGACUCGGAAAUCAGGAUCUUCAUCUUCCCUCUACAUGUAACUAUGAAGACACAUACUCAUGACUUUCUUCAGUUUCUGCUGCUAUCUUCAUAAUAAUCUUCAUAAUCAAGUUUCUUUUCAAUGUACUCAUGAUUCUCAUAUCCUGCUUUCUUCUUUUUGUAAUCACUUCUAGUGUCUCCCAGAAGCAGGGAAUCUUACCUGAAUUUCUAAAUGACCCUUGUGCCGCUAUUCAUGUCAUAUUGUGCUUUGUGUUCUUACGCAACAUUCAUGAUGUGAGGAUUUACACACAGACGCAUAUGCUAUGAAUUAUUCAUUCUGAGCUCAUACAAUGCCCCACAUUUACUAUUUCUAUUUCGCAUGAGAAAAUGACCAACUUGGUAGAUUGCCUCCAAGUGAACACACUCCUGUCACUCUUACCAGCUUAAGAAAUAGAACUUGCUGUCUUCAAAUUCUCUCACUCAUUCCCAAAUGUAGGCAAGUUCAUGAUUUUUCUAAACUUGAUAUAAAU
Molecule: messenger RNA, 1381 nt
Organism: Capra hircus (goat)
Lineage: Eukaryota; Metazoa; Chordata; Mammalia; Artiodactyla; Bovidae
Product: keratin-associated protein 9-2-like
Exons: 1
Coding region: 40-615 (191 amino acids)
Cellular component (GO): keratin filament
Source: RefSeq, a predicted model, not a curated record